Acanthosepion pharaonis is the source of this 1158-nucleotide messenger RNA. Lineage: Eukaryota; Metazoa; Mollusca; Cephalopoda; Sepiida; Sepiidae. The record is from the annotation of a GenBank genome assembly.
AUGCCCGUCAUGGUUUUCAUCCACGGCGAAUCCUACGACACCGGAAGUGGUAAUGUCUACGAUGGAAGUGUCUUAGCCAGCUUCGGUAAAGUCAUCGUGGUCACAGUUAACUACCGGCUAGGUGUGCUGGGUUUCUUGAGCACGGGGGAUAGCACUGCAUCUGGUAACUACGCCACACUAGAUCAGAUCGCGGCGUUGCACUGGCUGAAAGAAAACAUUGAGAGCUUUAACGGUGAUAAGCAAAGAGUGACGUUGUUCGGCCAUGGUCACGGAGCGGCGUUGGUGAACCUUCUUUUGGUGUCACCGGUUACGAGAGUCGUCAGUACCCAAUCCCGUAGAGAAAAUACUGAGCUUGAAGAUGGAACAUUGUUUCAACGUGCAAUUCUACAAAGCGGAUCGGCCCUCAGUUCUUGGUCUGUAGCCAACGACCCUGUCGGCUGCACGCACCAGUUAGCCUUGAGCGUUAACUGCUCGGUUGAAGAUACGACUGAACUCAUAAAAUGUCUACGAAACAAGACAUUCGCCGAUCUGGUGAAGAACGCGCCCAAACCACCCAAAUAUUUUUCCUGCUUCGCGCCGGUGAUCGACGGCCGAAACAUCAUCCCGAAAUCCGUCGAGGAGCUCAUCAAGAAGCCCAUAUCCAUGUUCGCCAACGCUGACCUCAUGUUCGGCAUCACCAAAAACGAGGCUUAUGCCUAUUUUGAUCAAGAGGACGUCGAGAACGGCAUAUCGGAAGAGAAACGAGAGAAAAUGCUACGCACCUACGUGCACAACCGAUUCCAGUUUCACCGACAGAAGGUCUACGAGAUUCUAGAUCAUCAUUACACCGAGUGGAAUAAGAAGACGAACGCGAAGAAUCGGCGAGAUAACUUGCUUGAACUGCUGAGUGAUGGACAAUUCAUUGCGCCACUUUUGCGGGUAGGACAAUUGCAUGCCAAAACGGGCAAUACCUACUUCUAUUCUUUUACAUAUACACCGCAAUCCGAUGAACUUCCCCGCUGGUCAGGGGGUAUCCACGGAGAUGAGCUCCCGUACAUAUUUGGUGCUCCUCUGGUUGAUGGCAUUCAGCCCUUCAGUACGUCUUCAUAUUCGAAAUCAGAACGUAUGUUAAGUGAAGCUGUCAUGCGGUAUUGGACGAAUUUUGCUAAAUCAGGGUAA